ACAAAAAAGUAAAAGGCGAAUCAGUCUGUUCCUUUCGGCCACCGUAGAAAAAGGAAGUUAUACCCAUUCCAAGAUGGCGCUGCGCUCAGGCUGUGCUGCUGCCUGGCGAAUUGGGACAGAUUUAGGGGUCAAUAAUACGAGGACAUUUGUCACAACAGCAUGUCUCUACAAACGAGUACCUCCAUUGGGUCCAAUGCCAAAUGAAGAGUUUAGCGGCAAAAAACUCGCAUCAUUGGAGAAGUACCGCACCUACAAUCGCUACCUCAAAGUAGCCUUGGAGGCAAACAACAAACCUGUGUGGUGGAAGACGUACAAGGGCCACGUGGAAAAAGCUGAUCCCGAGCAUGGGGUCGAGCGUGUGGACAUUGGACUGCCAUACUGUCGACCCGACAGGUUGAAAGAACUGAGGGAGAGGAAGCAGGUGAUGAAGGACAACAAGAAGAACGUUGAGCUGGAGAGAAUCACUCGCCUGCGUACUUUUAGAAUCUCACUGGAUCGAGUGCAGGAAACCUGGGAGAAGAACAGUCAGUCACAUGUAAAGAGACUGGCAGACCACUAUGGGGUCUUCAGAGAUCUCUUUCCCAUGGCUUACUUUCUGCCUCAGGUCACACUACGCAUCAACUAUAGCCAGGACAAUGGUUGUGCUGUGCAUUAUGGGAAUCAUCUGACACCAACUGAAGCAGCGUCGGCCCCCCAGAUCAGCUUUGAAGCAAAGGAAGGUUCUCUGUGGACCCUCCUGCUCACCUGUCCAGAUGAGCACCUUCUGGAUAAUGAGGCAGAAUACAUCCACUGGCUAGUGGGGAACAUACCAGGUGGAGCGGUGCAGGACGGAGAGGAGCUGUGUCAAUACAUGCCCCCCUUCCCUGCCAGAGGAACAGGCUUCCACCGUUACAUUUACGUCCUCUUCCAGCAGGAGGGACGCGUUAACUUCGAGGAGGACGUCAGACCGUCGCCAUGCCACUCCCUGGUGGAUCGCACGUUCAAGACGGUGGAUUUCUACAGAAAGCACCAGGACCACCUCACACCCGCGGGUCUGGCCUUCUUCCAGAGCCAGUGGGACGAAUCCGUCAGCAACACCUUUCACCACACAUUCAACAUGAGGGAGCCGGUGUUUGAAUUCAUCAGACCUCCGGCGUAUCACCCUCCACAGGUCAAAUUCCCCCAUCGUAAGCCUCUACGCUACCUGGACAGAUACAGGGAUGGGAAGGAGCACACCUAUGGAAUAUACUGAUGAAAAGACAAGCGUACCUGACAAAAUCCCAACACAUGUUCUUGCUUAUGUGAAAUUAUAUUCAGCGUAUUUAUGUCAUAAUGAUGAGAAUAAAGCAUUUUUCAACAGUG
Molecule: messenger RNA, 1341 nt
Organism: Mugil cephalus (flathead mullet)
Lineage: Eukaryota; Metazoa; Chordata; Actinopteri; Mugiliformes; Mugilidae
Gene: mrpl38
Product: mitochondrial ribosomal protein L38
Exons: 9
Coding region: 74-1231 (385 amino acids)
Cellular component (GO): mitochondrial large ribosomal subunit
Source: RefSeq, a predicted model, not a curated record